CUCACUCGGUCAUCCCCCCUUCCCCUCCCCCCUUCGUGAAUCACUAUUCGUCUGAACUCUGAAUCAAAAUUCAAAAUCCCCCAACCAAAACCCUAGGUUCUCCCUGCAACGGUUCUGCCGCAGUGCCGCCGCCGUCCGUGCUGUCGGCGCCUCCGCGUCCUCUCUUGUAGCCCAGGCCCUCUCUUGUAGCUCGGCGUCCUCCUUCCCCCUGUCCCCGUCCUCCCUGGCUUCUCUCGAACUUGUAGCAGCUCGCCGCCGUGUUGCCGGUCGCCGUCGUCUCGCCUGUCGCCGUCCGUGUAUCCGUCGAAGAACUGAGAAAGAAAAUGGCAAUCUGAACCAGCCAAAGGAUUUCCGCAGCAUCAGCGCAUGCUCUCACUCGCAGGAACAAGAAAACUAACUCUUUUUCUGCCCUCUGGUUUUGAGUAGCAUAGAUACCAAAAGAGUGGAAAAGAGCUUAGCUCCCCCUCAUAUUUCAAUUUCACAUACGUAGCACACUCUCUGUUGCACUCAUUUUGCUAAAGUGAAUACCAAACCCUAAUUGAUUUGAAUCAAAUAGUUGGAAGAAUGAGGGAGGAAGAGAUUGAAAGGCUUCGCGGAGUAGUGAGGGACUGUGUGACCAAGCACCUUUAUACGUCGGCCAUCUUCUUCGCUGACAAGGUGGCUGCUUUCACCAAUGACCCUGCUGAUAUCUAUAUGCAGGCACAGGCGCUCUUCCUUGGCCGUCACUACCGCCGCGCCUUCCACCUCCUUAAUGCCUCCAAGAUUGUCCUCCGUGAUCUCCAAUUCCGAUACCUCGCCGCCAAGUGCCUUGAGGAACUUAAGGAGUGGGAUCAAUGCUUGUCAAUGCUGGGGGAGGCUAAAGUGGAUGAGGAUGGAAAUGUUGUCAUGUACUUGGAUAAAGAUUGUGAAGAUCAUGAAAUCAAUAUAUCUUCUGCAAUAUGCUUCUUAAGAGGCAAAGCAUAUGAAGCUCUAGAAAACCGUGCUCAGGCUCGAUUGUGGUACAAAGCCGCAAUAAAAGCUGAUCCAUUAUGCUAUGAGGCAUUGGAAUGUCUCAUUCAAAAUCACAUGCUUACAUGUGAGGAAGAAUCAAAGUUGAUCUCGUCACUGCAAUUUGGUAGUGAAGAUGGAUGGCUGUCGUCAUUUUAUUCAUGUUUGAUAAAGAAGUAUGAAAAAGAAAACGUUGUAGAAGCCAAGUUCAGAGAUCUCGAGAAUGAAAGUUGCAAAAGUGACCAGUCUGAUCCUUCUUUCAUGCGAACACUGAAGUCCAACACUGAUUUAUUGGCUUGCAAAGCUGAAUAUUACCAUCAAUGUGGUGAAUACCAGAAAUGUUUUGAGUUGACAUCUGUAUUGCUCGAGAAGGAUCCUUUCCAUCUCAAGAGUACAUUAGUACAUCUGGCAGCUGCUAUGGAGCUUGGGCAUUCAAAUGAGCUAUAUUUAAUGGCAUUCAAUUUGGUGAAGGAUUAUCCACAAAAGGCUUUAUCAUGGUAUGCUGUUGGUUGCUACUACUAUUGUAUCAAGAAGUAUGACGUAUCCCGUCGAUAUUUCAGCAAGGCAACUAGUCUGGAUGCAACAUUUCCACCUGCUUGGAUAGGCUAUGGGAAUGCGUAUGCUGCUCAAGAAGAGGGUGAUCAGGCCAUGUCAGCUUACCGCACUGCUGCUCGUUUGUUCCCUGGGUGCCAUUUACCAGCUCUUUAUAUUGGAAUGGAAUGCAUGCGAACCCACAGCUAUAAACUUGCUGAGCAGUUUUUUAUGCAGGCUAAGGAAACAUGCCCCUCUGAUCCACUUGUGUGUAAUGAACUUGGAGUUGUGGCUUAUCAUAUGCAAGAGUAUAAGAAAGCAGUGUGGUGGUUUGAGAAAACAUUAGUCCUCAUACCAAACUCUUUAAGUGAAAUGUGGGAGCCAACUGUAGUCAACCUUGCUCAUGCAUACAGAAAAUUGAAGAUGUACCGUGAAGCAAUUUCAUAUUAUGAGAAAGCACUUGUGUUAUCAACCAGAAGUUUGAGCACCUAUGCUGGUCUUGCCUACACUUACCAUUUACAGGAUGAUUACAGCACAGCAAUUACAUACUAUCACAAAGCGUUGUGGUUGAAGCCAGAUGAUCAGUUUUGCACCGAAAUGUUAAGUUGGGCUCUAGUCGAUGAAAGCCGAAGGGGCGUUGACCACAUUCUUGAACAACAAUGAAUGCUAAGUUGAAUAUGGUGGUGCAACUUCGGUUGCUCUUGUAAUGUGUGUAAAAAAGUACAUUAAAUCCAGGUAAGGCAUGAAAUUUUGUCUGUGUAGUUGUUAUUAUUAUUAUUAUUAUUAUUAUUAUUAUUAUUAUUAUUAUUAUUAGUUUCUUUUAAGACCCGAUUAUUUUAUUUUGUUUAUAUUUUCCUUUAUUGAGGAAUGUAAUUUAGAAUACUAGGAAUAUUGAGAUGAUGCCAUUGUUAGAUCUGAACUAUUUUGCAUUUGCUUGUGUUUUCUUUUAAAGUUGGCUACUUUCAGUAUCUGAUUACUGUUGAAUUGUUGCGUUGUA
Molecule: messenger RNA, 2515 nt
Organism: Arachis duranensis
Lineage: Eukaryota; Viridiplantae; Streptophyta; Magnoliopsida; Fabales; Fabaceae
Product: anaphase-promoting complex subunit 6
Exons: 18
Coding region: 565-2181 (538 amino acids)
Biological process (GO): cell division
Molecular function (GO): protein binding
Source: RefSeq, a predicted model, not a curated record